UCCCUAUAAGACCCUCUUCUCGUCUUCUCGCCAAUGGAGCGUUUUGCAGAUACAAACCUUCGAUCAUCAAUGGAUUCCGAUUUUCCUCCUCUUUUCCGAUGCCCCAUUUCCAUGGAGCUCAUGGAAGAUCCCGUUACGAUCUCCACCGGCGUCACCUACGAGAGAAAGAGCAUCGAAAAAUGGCUCUUCACUUACAACAAAAGAACGUGUCCGGCGACGAUGCAGACCGUCGCCGUCGGCGAGAACGACUUCGUCAUGACUCCUAAUCUCACGCUCAAACGCGUCAUACUCGCUUGGAAAAUCAACGAGUCUUCCUCGUCGCCGGCGACGGCGAUCGAUCAAGUCCAAUCGCUUCUUGCCACUGUUGAGUCUUCUCCGUUUAAGGUGAGUUCGUUGAGGAAAUUGCGAUCAAUGAUCGAAAUGAGGGAUGAGGUGAAAUCGGAAUUUAUUCGAUUGAAUGGGAUAGGGAUUGUUGUAAAUGUUGUGGUUCAAAUUCUCAUUGAUUGUUCUGAUUUCUCGACGUUGGAGGCCUGUGAGGAGGCUUUGGGAGUUCUGUCUCAGUUUCCAAUUUCAAAUGAAGACGAACUGUUCGACGAAAUGUCUAAGAGAGAAGAAUUGAUGAAAUCCGUAGCUAUUGUUCUACAAAGGGGGAGUGCAGAAGGGCGUUUUUACGCCGUGAAAAUCCUCAGAAAUAUUGCCAAAAACACCAAUUACAAUUGGGGAUUUGUCAUGGAAGAACAGGGCAUUGAUCUCUUCAAGCCAUUGUUGGAGCUUGUAUCAGACGAAUUUCCCACCAAGUCAAGCUCGUGCGCAUUGGAUGUAAUGAUAGAAAUUCUAGCGUCAUCGAAGAGGAGCCGAGUAAAGGCGAUCGAGGCUGGUGCCGUGUGGAUCCUGAUCGAGCUCUUACCGGAGUCAAGCCGAUCGAAAUGCGAGAGAAUGCUGCAGAUUCUGCAGAGUUUAUGUGAAUGUGCAGAGGGGAGAUUGGCUUUGGUGGAACAUGGGAUGGGAAUAGCGGCUGUGACUAAGAAGAUUUUGAACGUUUCAAAUGUAGCAACAAAAAUUGGGGUCAAGAUCUUGUUUUGGAUUAGUAGUUUUCACCCCAAGGAGAGGGUUGUGGAGGAGAUGAUGGCUUGUGGGGCAGUGAAGAAGCUGCUGAUGAUACUUCACAUGGCCUGCAGCGGUGUCGGUGGCGGUGGCCGGAGUUCAACAAAGGAGAAGGUGAUCAAGAUUUUGAAGAUGCAUGGGAGUUCAUGGAGGCGUAGCCCUUGUUUUCCUUGUGAGUUGAAGAAUUAUUUGAAGCUUGUGAAUGAUGAUUGAUAUUCAUAUUGUUCUUCCUAAACAAUCAACAUACCAUAGGGAUAAGAAAAUAAAGUAUUUUGUG
Molecule: messenger RNA, 1381 nt
Organism: Cucurbita maxima (winter squash)
Lineage: Eukaryota; Viridiplantae; Streptophyta; Magnoliopsida; Cucurbitales; Cucurbitaceae
Product: E3 ubiquitin-protein ligase PUB23-like
Exons: 1
Coding region: 34-1317 (427 amino acids)
Biological process (GO): protein ubiquitination
Molecular function (GO): ubiquitin protein ligase activity
Source: RefSeq, a predicted model, not a curated record